AGGGUUCUGGGGCAGAGGGAGAGCUAGCUGAGGAAGUCACCUGCUCAGAGCUCAGCAGGAGUGUACCGUUACAACUGGGGUGACUCCCUUGGGACUUUACAAGUCUAAUAGGAAGAAAGUCCAUAAACUCAUCGUAGAGCAAAGUACAGAACCAACUGCAUUCUUUGCCUCCAGAAGAUCCAACCUGCAUUCAUUAAACAUGGUGCGGAAGAUCAUCCGGUCCCUGACAGCAAGCCAACUUCUCUUACUGGUUUUAUCUUUGCCACAGGGAAGGACAAGUUCUGUUUUGACUGUGAAUGGUAGAACUGAGGACUAUAUCCUGGACACUUACUAUGGUAUCCAAGCAUCUCUGGAAUGUGCUGUUCAAAACCACACCAGAGAUGAAGAACUUCUCUGGUACAGAGAAGCUGGAAGAGUAGAUUUGAAAAAUGGAAACAAAAUCAACACCAGUUCUGUCUGUGUCUCUCCCAUCAACGAAAGCGACAAUGGAGUCAGCUUUACCUGCAAGCUACAGCGUGAUCAGACGGUGUCCAUUACAGUGGUGCUCAAUGUUACUUUUCCUCCUCUUUUAAGUGGAAAUGGCUUCCAAACCGUGGAGGAAGGCAGCGAUGUAAGGUUGGUUUGCAACGUGAAGUCCAACCCUCAAGCGCAAAUGCUGUGGUACAGAAACAACAGCGCCUUGGUUUUAGAGAAAGGCCGUCACCAAAUCCAACAGACAAGGGAGUCUUUUCAGUUGUCAAUCACCAGAGUCAAGAAGUCUGACAACGGGACCUACAACUGUAUUGCUAGCUCAUCUCUGAAAACGGAGACCAUGGACUUCCACCUGGUUGUUAAAGACAAAGUUCCUGUCAUGCCGAUAGAGCCCAUCAUUGCUGCUUGUGUUGUGGUCUUCCUGACGCUGGCUUUUGCACUGCUUUCUAGGAGGGAAAGAAUAAUGAAGCUCUGCGUGAAAGAGAGUGGCCGGAAUUCAGAAACAGCUCUAUAAAUAAAAAAUAAAAUAAAAGCCGAGCUGCCACCUAACGUGAAGAGUUUCGCAUCAGGACCUUCUCGAUUUGUACAACGCCAUCUGUAUAUAUCGCUAUUUUAAAAUUCACUCCUGUUAAAUUGUCAGAGGUUACAAAGGAGUAUUUAGUUAAUUACUAGGCAGUUGUUAUGACUAAUUUGAUCGACUUAUUGAACUAUGAUAUGGGCACGGGUUCAAAAUAGAAAGAUUUCAGGAAGCCCUCUCCUGAAGUAUGUUGAUUAAUUUCAAUUCAUUCCUAAUAGAACGGUAACCACCCACUAUUCGACUCAUAGUUUUCUACACAGGAGAUUAACUGAUAUUUGGAUGUUCUAAAUCAGUGCAGUAGCUAAGAAUGGAAGCAGUGACCAACAUAGAACGAUGACAUUCCUAAGUUGCCAGGGAGCACGUAGAGAUAUAAACUGUCCCCUGCAUUCGAUGUCAUCCCAUCAAUGUUUUGGGACUAAAGGAGGGAAGACCUAAUCUCAGAGUGUAAGACAGUCCUCCAGGUGGAAUAAAUUUUGUAUCAUGAGGA
Rattus norvegicus (Norway rat) is the source of this 1535-nucleotide messenger RNA. It is a transcript of the gene Tmigd1, whose product is annotated as transmembrane and immunoglobulin domain containing 1. The record is from RefSeq and is a predicted model, not a curated record. Gene Ontology annotation, molecular function: protein homodimerization activity; cell adhesion mediator activity. Gene Ontology annotation, biological process: regulation of cell population proliferation; cell migration; regulation of membrane permeability. NCBI's taxonomy places the organism in Eukaryota, Metazoa, Chordata, Mammalia, Rodentia, Muridae. Gene Ontology annotation, cellular component: plasma membrane; cell surface; adherens junction.